AUGGUCACAGGCGAAGAGUACGCAGCGCUCGCGCCCGCCAUCGCGUCGACCAAGCUUCGUCUCUCGGCGUCUCGCGUUGCCAACGUCGUGGGCCUGCACGAAUUUGGCGAUGCUGUCGAGAUCUUCCUCGAGUACGUCUACCAAGACCUCGAGCCGCUUCUAGCGCUGGACGCGCGCGUCCUUGGCUUGCAGCUCGUGUCCAAGGACGAUGAGCUCGACGACCUCAUGCGCAGGUCGGGAGCCGCCGCGGCGCUUGCCAAGAUCCUGGGCUGGGCGACCAAGACGUCGACGGCCAACAUCACGACGGCCAACAACCUUGCUGCUAAUAUCGGAGCCAUUGCAGCGUGCGCUCAGCAAGCGCAGAAGCUCAGCGCCAUUGAAGCCAAGGCGCUGCGGAACGGGCUUCACGAGAAGCUUCGCGUCAACGUCGGCAAGCGCAACGAAAGCAUCGCCCUUGCGACAUACGAAGCGCGCACGGGGCUCACGGUCUCGGCCUCCAACGACACGUUCUAUUACGUCCUGCUGCCAGACUUGGACCAAGUGUCGGUGCUGGUCGACGCCGACUGCGCCUGCGCCCGCGCCGAAGCCCUCGAAGGCUGCAUCGAGCGACUCGCGAUCUCGAAAAGGAAGAUGCAGCGACCAAAAGCCGUCGACUUGAAUCUGAAUCUCAACCCCACCGAGGCGAUCGACGACAAAGACGACGACAUUGACGAUACGGACCGAGACCUCUCAACGAAAGCGCAUUACUUUAGCCUCUGCGGCAUGGUCGACGGCACGACCGAGGUACUGCACAUUGCCGAGAACGACGAGUGGAGCACCGAGCCGAUCGUUGUCGAGGUCAAGAACCGGAUGCAUCGGUUCCGAGACCCCGUGCCCUUGUACGACUGCAUUCAGAUGGCGGUGUACAUGAAGAUGCUCCAAGUCCGUCAAGGCGACAUGGUCCAGUGCCUGCACAGCGACCAGACAUCGAUCCUUGUGACGCGCAUUCAACUGGAGGCCUAUCCGCUCUCGUCCUCGGCCGCAACAGCAUGCCUUUGCCAGCGACGCCAGGACCUCUGGUCGUCCGUCCUCGUCCCGCGUCUGUACGCGUAUGCUGACGCAGUUUACACGCUGCGACGCAACGACCUCCGACGUCUGGCCUUUCUCCAGGCACCGCGCGACGUUCAGGUGGCUCUCUUAAAGGACCUCCUUCCCUACGAUCCAUGAAUCCAUUUAAGUUUUUUAC
Molecule: messenger RNA, 1225 nt
Organism: Saprolegnia parasitica CBS 223.65
Lineage: Eukaryota; Oomycota; Saprolegniomycetes; Saprolegniales; Saprolegniaceae
Exons: 5
Coding region: 1-1206 (401 amino acids)
Source: RefSeq, a predicted model, not a curated record